AUGAAUCCAGGCAAUGAUAACUGGCACUCCUCUGGUGGGCCGCCGUCGCAUCCUGGCAUGGAUCAAAUGAACCAGCCGCCUCGGCCCCUGGGCUCAUUUAGGUAUGAACGAUCAUCCAUGGUUGAGAAUGACUUGAUCCCAGAGACUAAUCGGACAUCUUUGCGUUUCAACAGUCAGAACCCCGCUCAGCAAGGCCAGGCUUCACAACCCUCUGGCCCUGUUCUCCCGCCUCCAAGCGGCCCUUAUCACCCUAGUCAGUCAGGCGGCCAUUCCCUCCCCGGGCUAGCAGAAUUGAGCCAGACCCACGGGGGUCCGCACCAGCCUUCCGCGUACGGCCAGCACCCAGCCGGCCCUUCCCACAACAGCGGCCAUUCCCUUCCCGGUAUUGGUCGAGCCAUGCAACAUGCGUCGCCGCAACUCAAUCGUGAGCGGGAGCGGGACUCCCGGGAGCGAGAAAUCAUCGAGCGACAGCGUCAGGAAGAAAUGGCUCACCGCGAGCGUGAGCGGGAGCGCGAUCACCGUGAACAAAUCGAAAGGCAACUCGAUCGCCGUGAUCCACAACAUCACCCUGUCCAGAGCCAUACUGGCUCGAUUCCUCUGCAUCAGCCCGUGGCCAAUAAAGUGCCCAACUCGAUCCAUGGCCCUGGUGGACUUCUCUCGACCCUGGGCGGAAACCCGCAGAAUAGUCACCAGGGCGGACCCCAGUCUGCUGCUGGCUUGUUCGGGCCUCAAAUGCAACAUGGCGAAGGUACACCCCGCUCAUACAUGCAGCACCCUGGUGGUCCUCCUGGACAGCCUAUGAUGGGGUACAAUGCAGCUGGACAGCAGAUUCCUGGCAAUGUUGCAGCUCUUGCCCAGGGCCAGCAGCCAAUUCUCAAUGAUGCGCUUAGCUACCUUGACCAAGUUAAGGUACGCUUCGUUGACCAGCCUGAUGUCUACAACCGAUUCUUGGACAUCAUGAAGGAUUUCAAGAGCCAGGCGAUCGAUACUCCCGGUGUGAUUCAACGCGUGUCAACGCUCUUCAAUGGUCACCCCGCCCUUAUUCAGGGCUUUAAUACCUUUUUGCCCCCAGGAUACCGCAUUGAGUGUGGUACGGAGGACAACCCUGAUGCUAUUCGUGUGACCACCCCGUCUGGCACGAACACACUCAGCAUGCCGCGUGCAGGACGGCCCUUCGAGACUAUCACCAACCCACCUCCAUCGAGCGAUCCGCACGGUCGUUCCGACCUUUAUCGUGACCAGUCUCGAGCUGGUUGGCAGCAAGGACAACAGCAGGAUCAACAGCAAGGACCUGCCCCAGGAUCGUACUCUCCUGGUUCUCGAAUGAUGGGUAUGUACCCACAGGAUGGUCCGGGACCUGCUCAGGAUCACCAUUACGGCUACCCCACCCAGCAGGAACAGCAAGCUGCAUCCGCCAUGACACAUCAGCAAGAUCACCGCGGUGUGGCGCAACUUCAAGGCGCUGCGUCAGCAGCUUCUGCUGGUCUGGCCAGAUCCUCUCUCAUGGGAGUCUCUGGUGCCGGGCCUAAUGCUAGCCUCACUCAGCCCAUGAACAACUUGGCUGGCGUCGGAACCGGUAUGCUCCAGGGCGCCCAGGAUCUAAACAAGCGUGGUCCCGUGGAAUUCAACCACGCCAUCAGCUAUGUGAAUAAGAUCAAGAACCGUUUUUCGAGUGCGCCCGAGAUCUACAAACAAUUCCUCGAGAUACUCCAGACUUACCAGCGGGAGUCGAAGCCUAUCCAGGAUGUGUAUGGGCAAGUCACUCAGUUGUUCAACACCGCGCCUGACCUCUUGGAGGAUUUCAAGCAAUUCCUACCGGAAUCUGCUGCACACGCAAAACAGGUUGCUGCGCAGCGCCAGGCUGAGGAGCAAGCUCCUCUGAGCAAUCUUCGGAGUGAACCUCCCGGGUUCAUCUCUCAGACACCAAACCGGGAUGUGAAGAUGCCCCCCCUUGGCCAGUUUAAUGUUAAAGACUCUAAGGAGAGCAAGAAGCGCCGCGGGGGCGCAGGUGGUGUCGGCUCCUCUAUCUCAGGACCUGCCGGUGCAGACGCUGCUCGCUUUGCUGAGGUGAACAGAGGCGCAGGGCAGUUCGGAAAUGCCAGCAAGAGAGCGAAGUACAACAAUGGAAAGCCCUCCGUUGAUAUGGCGAAUGUUUCGCCCACUCUGAUUCCUGCUCUGCCAGAGCCUCUUCCUCCCUUGGUUUCAAUGACUCCCAGCCAGGAAGAGAUCGCGUUCUUCGACCGCGUCAAGAAGUUUAUUGCCAACAAGCAAGUCUUCAGCGAAUUCCUCAAAACCUGCAAUCUGUAUACCACAGAUCUUGUUACUCGUUCCGUUCUUGUCAGUCGAGCGGAAGGAUUCAUCGGCUCCAACGCUGAGCUGAUGAACUGGUUCAAGCGGUUCAUGAACGUGGAGGAGCCAGAGGAUAAGACUAUCGAUCCCAAGGCGAAUCCGGAGUCUGGUAUUGUCAAUCUGGCUCAUUGCCGGUCUUUAGGACCCAGUUAUCGACUUCUUCCUAAGCGAGAACGUCAAAAGCCCUGCAGUGGUCGCGACCAUCUUUGCAACUCCGUUCUCAAUGACGACUGGGCCUCACAUCCCACUUGGGCCUCGGAAGAUUCUGGUUUCGUUGCUCACCGCAAGAACCAGUACGAAGAUGCUUUGCAUCGGAUUGAAGAAGAUCGUCACGAUUACGACCACUACAUUGAGUCUUGUGCUCGAACCAUCCAGCUGAUUGAGCCUAUCUGCCAGCAGUUCUUGUCCAUGACCGAUGAGGAACGGGCCAAAUUCGAGUUGCCUGAAGGUCUCGGUGGUCAGAGCGUGGCGAUCUACCAGCGUACCAUCAAGAAAAUCUACGAUCGCCAACGAGGCCAGAAGGUGAUUCGGGAAAUGUUUGCUGAUCCAUGCCUCGUCCUUCCCGUCGUCCUUUAUCGUUGCAAGCAGAAACUCGAGGAAUGGAAGUCUUGCCAGCGCGAGUGGGACAAGGUCUGGCGCGAACAGAUGCAGAGAGCAUACUGGCGCAGUCUCGAUCACCAAGCCAUCGCUACCAAGCAAUCCGAGAAGAAGCUCUUCGCGACGAAGAAUAUACAGCAAGAAAUACAAAGCAGGUUCGAGGUAUCGGAAUCCGCUCGCAAGAGCGGAUGGAACCCGCCGUCGUAUCAGGCUGAGUUUUUCUUCAGCGACAUCGAUGUCCUCUUGGACUGUGUCUACUUGCUCAUUGUGUAUUUCGACCGAAACACCAAUGGCUUUGGCGCUGAUCCUCAGCGACUGAUCAAUUUCAUCAGAGAUUUCAUCCCUGCUUUCUUCGGCCUCGACCGUCAAACUUUCAACAUGUUCGUUGAUGAAGUUUACCUUUUGAUCACUGAUGAAGACAAUUACGAUGAUGUUCCGGCCGGAAGCCGCAAGUUGAACACGCAGAAGCUGGAUCUCCUGCGUGAGGCUCUUGUGACUGGAACUGCGGCCGAGAAGCCCGCUUUCGAAGAUGUGGAUAUGGAUAAUCAUAAUGAGACCCCUGUUGUCCGGGCUCAUUCUCACAUCUCCGAGUCGGAGGACACCUUCGAUGUGGCCGAACUGCGGUGGAUGGAGCACCCUGGAAAGGGCAAUUUCAAUGUUGAGCAAGAGUACACACUCAACGAGAAGUACAAGAAAAAGGAGCACCACAUGUACAGCAACUUGAACAUCUUCUGCUUCUUGCGUACGUUCGAAAUCCUUUACUCGCGUCUUGUGAGCAUCAAGGAGCAGGAACAGUCGGCCCACGAACAGGUUCGACGCGGUCAAAUGCCCAAAGCCGCCCACGACUUGUGUCUGAUCGACCGAUUCCCCACUGACUUUUUCUAUGAUAUUGGUCCGGAUGCCAACCUUUACAAGCAGGUUGUCCGCAUGUGCGAAGAGGUGAUCAAGGGUGACAUCGAUCAGAUCCAGCUGGAGGAGACCCUCCGUCGCUUCUACAUGCAGACCGGAUACCUCCUGUACCAUCUGGAUCGCAUCUUCUCUUCGAUUUCAAAAUUCGUUGCUUCAAUCUUCACAGGCGAUGCCCGAGACCGCAGCUCGGAUAUCAUCAACUUGUUCUUUAAAGAACGUGAGAAGGAAACCACCACUCACGAUCAAGAACUACAGUACAGGAAACAAGUCGAGCGGCUUGUUAAAGAAGGGGACGUCUACCGCAUCACCUUCUUCCCUGCCAACCACCGUGUCACGAUUCAAAUCCUGACAAACGAGGACGCAACGCUCGAUACCAACGCCCUGACCCCCGAGGAGCGUUGGUCCUACUAUGUCAACGCGUAUUCAAUGCGCGACCCGACCGAGGGCGUUGAAUUCGGCAGAAUGCGGAUGCCAUUCCUGAAGCGGAACCUCCCGCCCAAGUUGGAUGAAGAGGAGGAGUACGACCGGUACUAUAGUACCCUCCAGCACCACGACGGGCUCACGAUUCGCAUCUGCGCGAACAACUACACCUUGCUCUACCAGCCAGAUACCCACGACUGGUUCUGGCGUUCCAGCGCGCCGGUCGUCGACAAGGACGCCGACGCGGACGCCGUCAAAGCUCAGGCCGAGCAGGCGAAGAAGGAGGCCGCCGCCCUCCGCGAGAAACGCCAUGAUCGCUUCUCCGAGAAGUGGGUGAACAACCCCGCCUGGGCUCGCGGGCUUAGCAAGGACGAAGUGGAUGAGGCGAACCAGCGCUUCCGCUCCUGGGUUGCUGGCUCCGGCGGCGUGGAUGGCCCUACGGCCGCAUCCGAGGGAGCUUCGGCCCCGGCUGGCCAGGAUGUGGAGAUGGCUGAGUAG
Molecule: messenger RNA, 4773 nt
Organism: Penicillium bovifimosum
Lineage: Eukaryota; Fungi; Ascomycota; Eurotiomycetes; Eurotiales; Aspergillaceae
Product: transcriptional regulator SIN3
Exons: 3
Coding region: 1-4773 (1590 amino acids)
Biological process (GO): negative regulation of transcription by RNA polymerase II
Cellular component (GO): Sin3-type complex; chromatin
Molecular function (GO): transcription corepressor activity
Source: RefSeq, a predicted model, not a curated record